CCUCCCCUGCUUCCAACAAUAACUGCUACACCAGCAAUCUUCAACGGUACCCUUUACUUUCCAAGCUGGAAUGGAUACCUCUAUGCGGUUAAAGCAUCAGAUGGAUCUCUUGUAUGGAAGCAGAACCUGCAGAAUUUAACUGGCCUUAACGCAACCGGAUUUGUUACUAAUGUUAACUGGACAGUGUCUAGAUCAACUCCAACAAUAGCUGGUGACAUGCUCAUCAUUGGAAUCUAUGGACCUGCUGUUGUCAUUGGCGUUGACCGAGCAACAGGAAGGCUUGCGUGGUCUACUCGGCUGGAAAGCAAUCCGGCAGGCGCUGUUACCAUGUCUGGAACAUUUCAUAAUGGGAGCUUCUAUGUUGGAACAUCAUCAUUCGAAGAAAAACUUAGCAUUAAGCAGUGCUGCAUUUUCCGGGGUAGCCUCUCCAAAUUAGACAUCAAAACGGGUACCAUACUGUGGCAGACCUACGUUUUGCCGGAUAAUCAUGGCGAGAAAGGAGAGUAUGCCGGUGGGGCUAUCUGGGGAAGCAGCCCUUCCAUAGGUGUCCUGAGAAAUUUUGUAUAUAUUGCCACUGGUAACCUAUAUUCGGCUCCUUUAAAUAUUCGUGAAUGCCAGGAACAGCAGAACAAUCAGACUGUCCCUACUCAACCUGACCCUUGCAUUGAGCCUGAUAACCACUCCAAUUCCAUCUUAGCAUUUGAUUUAGACUCCGGCAAGAUCAAGUGGUACAGGCAACUAGGAGGCUACGACCUGUGGUUUAGGGCAUGUAACAAUCUUUCGACCCCAAAUUGCCCACCUGGCCCCAACCCAGAUGCUGAUUUUGGGGAGGCACCAAUGAUGCUGAGCAUAUAUCUCAAUGGAACCAUGCCAGAUAUUGUAGUGGCGGUUCAGAAAAGUGGUUUCGCAUGGGCUUUAGAUCGCGAUGAUGGCAGCCUCGUUUGGUACACCGAGGCCGGACCUGGUGGCGUUACUGGAGGAGGCACCUGGGGGGCAGCCACGGACGGCAAGAGGGUCUACACCAACAUUCUCAACAGCGAUGGCAAGAACUUCACUCUCAAACCAUCCAACACAAUCACCAACGCCGGCGGAUGGGUGGCAAUGGAUGCUAACACUGGCAAAACCCUAUGGUCCACAGCCAAUCCCAGCAAUGCCAGCACCAAUGGUCCAGUGACCAUCGCUAACGGUGUCCUCUUUGCUGGAUCAACACAUCCAACAGGACCAAUGUACGCCAUGGAAGCCGCCUCUGGAAGAAUCCUUUGGUCGCACAACACUGGAGCCUCUGUGUUCGGUGGCGCCUCGGUGAGUAACGGAUGCAUCUAUGUUGGGAGUGGAUACAAUGUCAACAGUGGACCACAUUUUUCAUUCACAGGUGGAACUUCACUCUUUGCCUUCUGUCUGUCAUGAACCCAGCCACAUUUCAGGGGUGAAUCUACGUAGCAUAUAUCCAUGAACAAACACUUCACAUGGUAUGUUUCCAGGAAAAAUAAAGUGUUGAAUGAGGAUGUAUAUACAAUCAAGGAAAAUGAGAACCUUGGUAGUGUAUAAUUUAUUGUUUAGGUAAGGAUUUGCUGAUAAAUAUAUUUUCAAAAGUGAUUCUGGAAAAGAGUCAAUGAAUCAUGAAUUUUCGUAAAUUUAGUUUGGAUUUGUUAAGGUCAAAAUCCAAACUAUAAUUCACCACCAUGGCCCAUGGCCCUUUUUCAAUCAUGCCGACCUUUACACAACCCAAUGUU
This is a messenger RNA of Vitis vinifera (wine grape), 1733 nucleotides long. RefSeq lists its product as uncharacterized. The transcript has 3 exons. The record is from RefSeq and is a predicted model, not a curated record. Bases 217 to 1407 code for a protein of 396 amino acids. Lineage: Eukaryota; Viridiplantae; Streptophyta; Magnoliopsida; Vitales; Vitaceae.